Messenger RNA from Lolium rigidum, 1005 nucleotides. RefSeq names its product nucleophosmin-like. NCBI's taxonomy places the organism in Eukaryota, Viridiplantae, Streptophyta, Magnoliopsida, Poales, Poaceae. The record is from RefSeq and is a predicted model, not a curated record. The transcript has 7 exons. The coding region runs from base 1 to 750 and encodes 249 amino acids.
AUGUCUCUGAAAGAACCCAGCCUUGGGAGGUUGUGUGCGGCACUGCAGGUGCCGGAGAUCGAGAUCAUCGACAUCGCGGAGAAUGUGUGCAACCUCAAGAAGCAGGAGGCGGACUGGAUGCUCCGGAUCGACAUCGUCGAGAAGGGCGAUAAGCUCGAGCUUGUGGACCAAGAUGAGGAGGGACAUUGCAAUUCAGAAUGCAAGACCAUUGAGCGUGCAUGCCAGGAGGUGAUGGGUUAUGCUGAUACAGAUGUUGCUGAAUUUGUCUACACAAAUAAGCCUUCAGUUGACGAGCUGAUAAAGUUUGUCUGUAAAGAUAUUACCAAAGCAUGUGCUGCGGCUCCACCACCAGUUCCAAAAGAUCGGGUCCCUGGAGAGCCCUUUGCUGCGAAGCCAUCAAAAGAUGCUGAGAUGGAGAAGAUAAUGAGAUCAAUGGAGGGCAUCCCAGGAGCCCCGAACAUGAAGAUGUACUCUAGGGACGAUCUGAUGAAGAACAACUUUGGUGCUGAUGAAGGCGGCGAUGAUGAUGAUGAGGAUGAUGAAGACGAGGAGGAUAACUUCCCCAAGAACUUGGGAAAAGUUCUAAAAAAUAAGGGUCCACAAAAGAAAGAUUUGAAGCAACAGGUUGUGAAACAGAUCCAGGAUACCGGCAAAAAAUUGAAGAGCCAUGUGAGCAAGGUGUCAAAAGUGGUAAAGAAAUGGUGGCAAGGGAAGAAGAAGCCCGCAAAGUCCGGCAAAACUGAGCUAUGAAGACCACAAUAUUCCCAAAUCGGUCCAGUAAAUUGAUGUCCCAUCCAGAACGUUGGUAGAGAAAGAACUUCAUGACAUGUACGAUGAUUUUGAGAAGCUUUUAGUGUAUACUAGUUGAGAAAGUAGACUCUGGAGUUGAAGCAUGCUCAUUCACGAGUAAUAGUUAGAUCAUCGGCUGUCUUAUGGCUUAUGGAGUUGAAGUAGACAAGGUUGCUGAAGUCGCAGUUUGAUUUUUUUUGUGUACGUGAUAUUGUA